Messenger RNA from Spodoptera litura, 2791 nucleotides. RefSeq names its product dynein axonemal intermediate chain 4-like. Gene Ontology annotation, cellular component: axonemal dynein complex. Gene Ontology annotation, biological process: cilium movement. Gene Ontology annotation, molecular function: dynein light chain binding; dynein heavy chain binding. Lineage: Eukaryota; Metazoa; Arthropoda; Insecta; Lepidoptera; Noctuidae. The record is from RefSeq and is a predicted model, not a curated record.
CUGUGAGGCAGAGCUGUGAGGUCCUUGUCUAUGAGGGCUUUUAAAGUUUCUAACCGUCCUUGUUUCUAACACUAAAAUGUCAAUGUCAGAAUCAUAGCCAACGGAAAAUGUAAAACUUACGUAAUGGCAUUAUGGAUACAAUUUGGUAUCAACUAUAAUCACAUUGCUGUACUGUAAAAUAAGUUUAAAACCAUUCGUGAGUCGAAGUGAAUAUUACGCCCAUUAUUACGCGGUUAUUUCAACCUAGGUUUUAUCAAAGAGUUAAACAAGAUGGUGGAAGCUGAAAUCAUCUCUGUAUUAUCUCAUGCGUAUUCAAGCAACGAUCCUUCAGUAUACGAAUUAAGUGAACCAAGCACGCAUACUAAGUCUGUGAAGCUCACUCCGGCUACUUUAGAUAAGCGACUAUUUUACAAAGUGAAAGUCAACGGAGUGAAUGUGACUCCAGAUAAUAUACUGGAUCCCGGGUACGCAACGCUAGAGGACCUGACUACACAUGCCGCGUUCGAUCAUAGGUCUCGAUCUAGGUUUGAUGCGGCUAUUAAAUAUACCAGAUCUAAGUCCAGGGCAGGUGUAGAAGCUAUUACCGGUGCAAAAGUCUAUGCUACUACCAUCAAUUUGGAUGAUAUCGAAAUUGAUGUCUCAAUCAACACUGAGGAAGGAGUAGAAAUAGAGGACAAGCUAGUUUCUCCUGCUCCAUCCGCAUUUUACUUACCAAAAUUGCCACCACUCACGACUUAUCCACCAGAAAUAUUUAUUACUCUCAAAGAAACUGAAACAGUUUUCUUAAUUUCUUUGCCGUGUUUAUCGUACGAAAAAGGAUCACGAGAAGGAAAUUUCAUAGAAGAGGAUAAUGCUUUUUAUGAUUACAUCACCCUAGGAAAAGGGAAAAAUAGAAAAAUAGUCAAUGAAGAAACACAAACUCAUAUAAAAAUGGUACAGACCAGACACACACUUGCGACGAGGCCCCAGAAAAAGAACGCGAUAUCAUUUGCGUCAAUGUGGGACAUGCACGACACUUAUGAACAAAUCGAACAAACGGUAGCUGAAGAAGAAGAUGAUGAAAUGGUAAUGUAUCAAUCUGCAGCAGCCCAUAUGUUACGGAAGAAAAGAAAAAAGAUCGAUGCUCACAAGCGUGUUGGAAAAACAUUUGAAGAGAUAGCAGCUACACAUCAAUAUUUAGAUGCUGUACUUUUAAUGGAACGAGUGCUCGCUUCAUUGGUAUUUGCUGCACAACAGAAGACGUUCCGAGGGGUCAUCGAUAUCGAUCCUUUAUCAUUGGAUUUAAUAUACAUAUAUACAUUGGCUAAGUUGUGGACAUAUGGCUGUGAGGAGACUCUGAACAAACCAAUCUCUAGCAUAUCUUUCAAUCCAAAGUAUCCAAACAUAUGUGCUAUAUCUCAUGGCAAAUUCGGUUACGCAGAUGUCUGUCAAGGUAUUGUUUGUAUUUGGAGCACAAAAAAUCCAAGAAAACCAGAGCGACUUUAUCGUUUUAAAGCACCGGUUACUUGUGUCAGUUUCUCGAAUAAAAAUCCAAACUGGUUGGCGUGUGGUUUCUGUGAUGGCGAUGUAAUAAUAUUAGAUAUUACUUCGUACUCUAUCAAAAUAAAAGCAAGAAGCAAACGUGAUACUAACCCUUGCUUCGAGCCCAUUUGGGUUAUAAAUUGGCGCUCUUUAGAUAGAGAAAGCGAAUUUGUGAUGACAGCAAGUCAAGACGGAAGAAUCCGUAGGUUUCAAAGUACAAAAACACAUGAGUUCAUCAGUACGCCCAUGAUGCGAGUAUCUGCCGUCGAAGGCAAGCUGAAGGGACUAGAAACUACCAAACCAUGUCCUAAACAUGAUGUGCCCAUUACUAGAUAUCCCGCGGUGUUUUGUAUGAUAUGGCACCCCACUAUAGACCACUGCUACCUGGUGGGCACAGACGAGGGCUGCAUACACAGAUGUUCCACGCACUAUCUCAACCAGCACAUAGACGUGUACCGCGCUCACGCGGGCCCCGUCACGGACUUGUGUAACUCACCCUUUAUGAGCUACUUGCUGGCUUCGUGUGGCGCUGACAAUGCUAUUCGGCUGUGGAUAGAAGGCAUGGAUGAUGUUAUAUUAACACUGACUUGCCAAAACGCUGUGAACGGUAUAGCAUUUUGUCCAAUAAAUGCUACUAUUUUGAUAUCUGCAAGUGGGAACACAUUAUCAGUUUGGGAUUUACGUCGAAAAACUCAUAUGCCAUGUGCUGAACACAAAUUUCCCCAUGAUGUAAUGUUGACGUAUAUAAGAUUUGCGCCCUGUGGACACAAUGUUUUUGUCGGGGACACGACGGGGAGGCUGCAUACUUUUCACUUGGAGGACACUCCUAUACCACCGUUUAAUCAACAAAAGCUAUUGGAUGAUGUGAUAAGAAAAGCUCUGUGCACCAGACCUCACAUGUUGAAGCAACUCGAUAAACUUAUGAGAUUCAAAAAGCGGAAAAGUUAUUAACGUAUCUUAACUGUCGUCAUUUUGUGUCUAGUCACUGCUUACCUACAUGUACAAUAUUUUAAUUUUGAGAACUUUAAGCUCAUUGCGAUUUUACAUAGAUUCAUUUUAAUCAUCCAAUUUAUCAAAUGUUAUUGAACGCUAUUGUUAUUGCUAUGUAAAUAUAUAUUAUACAUUUAUCAGCGUAAAUGUAAUGACCCGGGUAGGCACACAAAAACUGCAAUCAGCAAACGAGGCCAGUAGAUUACCAAAACAUUCAUGGACAACGUUCUAAAGUGUUGGUAAAAUCAUCAAGGGAGGUCUCGUCUUGACAGGAAUUAAA